Messenger RNA from Cyclopterus lumpus (lumpfish), 2562 nucleotides. It is a transcript of the gene grm7, whose product is annotated as metabotropic glutamate receptor 7. NCBI's taxonomy places the organism in Eukaryota, Metazoa, Chordata, Actinopteri, Perciformes, Cyclopteridae. Gene Ontology annotation, molecular function: group III metabotropic glutamate receptor activity. Bases 16 to 2562 code for a protein of 848 amino acids. The record is from RefSeq and is a predicted model, not a curated record. Gene Ontology annotation, cellular component: membrane. Gene Ontology annotation, biological process: G protein-coupled glutamate receptor signaling pathway; regulation of synaptic transmission, glutamatergic. The transcript has 10 exons.
AGGGGGGUCCCCGGGAUGCCGUGCGGGGACAUCAAGAAGGAGAACGGCAUCCACCGGCUGGAGGCGAUGAUGUACGCCCUGGACCAGAUCAACGGCGACGAGGAGCUGCUGCCGAACGUCACCCUUGGCGCCCGGAUCCUGGACACCUGCUCCCGGGACACGUACGCGCUGGAGCAGUCGCUGACGUUCGUGCAGGCGCUCAUCCAGAAGGACACGUCGGACGUGAGGUGCACCAACGGGGAGCCGCCGCUGUUCGUCAAGCCCGAGAAAGUGGUCGGGGUCGUGGGCGCGUCCGCCAGCUCGGUGUCCAUCAUGGUGGCCAACAUACUGCGCCUCUUCCAGAUCCCUCAGAUCAGCUAUGCAUCCACGGCCCCGGAGCUGAGUGACGACCGCCGGUAUGACUUCUUCUCUCGGGUGGUCCCGCCGGACAGCUUCCAGGCCCAGGCCAUGGUGGACAUCGUCAAGGCCAUGGGCUGGAACUACGUGUCCACGCUGGCCUCGGAGGGCAGCUACGGGGAGAAGGGGGUGGACGCCUUCAUGCAGCUUUCCAGGGAAGCAGGUGGAAUCUGCAUCGCUCAGUCCCUGAAGAUCCCUCACGACCACAAACCCUCCGACUUUGACAAGAUCAUCCGUCAGCUGCUGGACACUCGGUACGCCAGGGCGGUCAUCCUGUUCGCCUCUGACGAGGACAUACGGGGUGUCCUGAACGCCAGUAAGCGGGCGGACCAGAUCGGUCACUUCCUGUGGAUCGGCUCGGACAGCUGGGGGGCCAAGAACAGUCCCAUCCACCAGCUGGAGGACGCUGCAGUGGGAGCCGUCACCAUCCUGCCGAAGAGAGCCACCAUUAGCGGGUUCGACGCGUACUUCACGUCGCGCACGCUGGAGAACAACCGGAGGAACGUGUGGUUCGCGGAGUACUGGGAGGAGAACUUCAACUGCAAGCUGAUGAGCUCCUCCAAGAAGGACGACAGCAGCAGGAAGUGCACAGGUCAGGAGCGCAUCAGCAUCGACUCCAAGUACGAGCAGGAGGGCAAGGUCCAGUUCGUGAUCGACGCCGUGUACGCCGUGGCCCACGCCCUCCACAACAUGCAGAGGGACCUGUGUCCGGAGAACUCCGGCAUCUGCCCCGACAUGGACCUGGCCGGAGGGAAGAAACUACUCAAGUACAUCCGCAGCAUCAGCUUCAACGGGAGCGCCGGUACUUCAGUGACCUUCAACCGUAACGGCGACGCCCCCGGACGCUACGACCUGUUUCAGUACCAGUGGAACAACGUCACCGGGUCCAGCUACCGUGUGAUUGGCCAGUGGACCGAGACCCUGCAGCUCAACAUCGAGGACAUGCAGUGGCCUCGAGGGGAGCAGGACAUACCCAGCUCGGUGUGCAGCCUUCCCUGUCGAACCGGUGAGAGGAAGAAGGUGGUGAAGGGCAUGCCCUGCUGCUGGCACUGUGAGCCCUGCGACGGCUACCAGUACCGGUACGAUGAGUUCACCUGCAAGCUCUGCUCCUACAACAUGAGGCCCAAUGCCAAUCGCACAGCGUGCCAGCCCAUACCCAUCAUCAAGCUGGAAUGGCACUCCCCAUGGGCGGUGAUUCCGGUCUUACUGGCGAUACUCGGCAUCAUCGCCACAAUUUCUGUCAUGGUGACGUUCGUACGGUACAACGAUACACCGAUCGUCCGAGCGUCCGGCAGGGAGUUGAGCUACGUCCUCCUGACUGGUAUAUUUUUAUGUUACAUCAUCACGUUCCUCAUGAUUGCCAAGCCAGAUGUCGGCGUGUGCUCGUUCCGAAGGAUUUUCCUUGGUCUGGGUAUGUGCAUCAGCUACGCCGCCCUCCUCACCAAAACCAACCGCAUCUACCGAAUCUUCGAGCAGGGCAAGACUUCGGUGACGGCGCCCAGGCUGAUCAGCCCCACCUCACAGCUGGCAAUCACCUCCAGCCUCAUCUCGGUUCAGCUGCUGGGGGUGUUCAUCUGGUUUGUGGUAGAUCCGCCCAACACCGUCAUAGACUACGACGAGCAGAAGACCUUCAACCCGUAUCUGGCCCGAGGGGUGUUAAAAUGUGACAUCACGGAUCUUCAGAUCAUCUGUUCUUUGGGUUACAGCAUCUUAUUGAUGGUGACGUGUACUGUUUACGCUAUAAAGACCCGCGGGGUGCCAGAGAAUUUUAACGAGGCCAAGCCCAUCGGGUUCACCAUGUACACCACCUGCAUCGUAUGGUUGGCUUUUAUACCCAUCUUCUUUGGCACAGCGCAGUCUGCAGAAAAGCUGUACAUCCAGACGACGACGCUGACCAUCUCCAUGAACCUGAGCGCGUCCGUGGCCCUCGGGAUGCUCUACAUGCCCAAAGUCUACGUCAUCAUCUUCCACCCAGAGCUCAACGUGCAGAAGAGGAAGCGCUCCUUCAAGGCCGUCGCCACGGCCGCCACCAUGUCGUCCCGACUCUCCCACAAGGUCAGCGACCGGCCCAACGGUGAGGCCAAGACGGAGCUGUGCGAGAACGUCGACCCCAACAGUAAGUCCACAAAGAAGAAGUUUGUGAGCUACAACGACCUUGUGAUCUAA